UUUGCGUAUAGAACAUAUAUCAUAUAUAUAAGCCACARGGCAUGGACGAGGGCAAAGUACAGUUGAGUCGAAAACGGUUGAAAGCGUUGCGAGCUAGAUUAAACAUUUUCUCCAAUAAGAGCAAAGGGAUGAUUAUCAGCACUUUCUUGUUCGCUGUCAUUGGUGUGAUGAUCGUCACUACAGCCCCAACCAAAUGGAUCGACCUGUCAUACCCUUUUGUUGUGAACGAAACGGUUUACUGGCCUGCCCCUGCCAAUACUCCAUUUCAACAUAAGGUUAUUUUACGAGGGGAAUACCAUGGAGCAUAUKUUUUGUCUUUUGCUUAUGGAGCWGGWGAGCAUGGUGGAACCCACAUCGAUGCACCCAACCACUUCAYUAAAGAUGGGAUUUCAUUGGAGAAGAUUCAGAUCGACCGAAUGGUUGGAGAGGGAGUCGUUGUGGAUAUCUCUGCAAAGGCCAAGAAAGAUCCAAAUGCAGASCUGGAAAUAAGUGACUUAGAAGACUGGGAGAAGAAACAUGGACGGAUGCCAGACGAGCCAGUCGUGUUCCUAUAYUCGGGUUGGGGGAAGUUUUAUCCUGAUCGAGUCAAGUUUUUUGGAACGAAUGACACAAAGAAUGCUUCAACCUUCAAUUUCCCAGGGCUUAGCUCGGGUGCUGCAAAGUGGCUAAUUAAGAAAAGAAACAUYAAAGUCUUUGGUAUUGAUACACCAUCCUUUGAUUCGGGUAGAAACACCCUCAAUGGUUUUCCAGCACAUCUUGCUUUGCUUGGAGCUGGUGUUCCUGGAAUAGAAAUGACCGCCAACCUUCAUCUUCUUCCUCCAAGAGGGUUUGAAGUCAUGGUAGCGCCCAUGAAGAUCAAAGRWGGAAGUGGAGGACCCACACGCAUUUAUGCAAGGAUUGCAGAUAAGAUGCAGCCUAAUACAGCUAUGCAUGCUAAUGCAUCUGGUAUUGCUUACAUGAUCAUUGCAAUGGUAUUCUUCAUUUGUCUGUCUUAUAAUUAGAUCUUCAGUGAUGUUUGCUUGAACGAGCGACAGUCUGUGCCUUUCGCACAACACUGGCUUGAUUCAGUUUGUAAUUAUGUAUAUCUAAGCGAAUAUAACGAGGUAGUUUUUUAAAUAGCAUUGCAUUCACUAGCAACUGAAAGUUUCUUCAAAUCCUUCAGCUCAGUUAAGAACGUUAUGAAGACAAAUUUAUCAUUACUUAUAUCAAAAUACUUUUAAAAAAUGUAAAAAAAAAUACCAAAGUAAUGACGAUAAAAAGCCAACCAGAAACAUUAUAAACACCCAACAAAUUCUGGACAAUUAACUGAAGAUAUCCAAUACUCAUUUCUUUAUCUUAUAUAACUAUGAUAAUCUAAUAUUUCAACAAUCAAUUGCUCAUGUACUAUCGCUACACAGUAUAAAAAGAAUCGCUGUAUAUUUACACUUUUUUCAAUGCUCAAUWCAGUCAACUCUCGCUAUUACGGACAUCCCCGGGACCGUAAUUUAGUGUCCGCAGUAGCGAGAGUUACUUUAAUUCAGUCA
Molecule: messenger RNA, 1523 nt
Organism: Exaiptasia diaphana
Lineage: Eukaryota; Metazoa; Cnidaria; Anthozoa; Actiniaria; Aiptasiidae
Product: isatin hydrolase
Exons: 4
Coding region: 42-1001 (319 amino acids)
Molecular function (GO): arylformamidase activity; DNA binding
Source: RefSeq, a predicted model, not a curated record